Molecule: messenger RNA, 2784 nt
Organism: Nerophis lumbriciformis (worm pipefish)
Lineage: Eukaryota; Metazoa; Chordata; Actinopteri; Syngnathiformes; Syngnathidae
Source: RefSeq, a predicted model, not a curated record
AUGUUUGCAAGGCUCGUGCCUCGUGCCAGGUUGCUUUUCCCCGAUUCCAUCCCAGAACUCAAUUCUUUUCCAAAUAUUUGUAGUCAAGCCGCCAAAGUGGAGAGUGUUGUUGCACCAGGGGUUCCUUCUCAUUUCAGAGUAGGGGGAGGAGGUGGGGGUGCACCUCAGCACUUUCCCAAGGCUGAAAGCAAAAGCGAGUUCCUGGGGAAACCCCCAGGUUCUGCCGCUCAGAGAUGGAUACCUUCUCGAAGCACUAGGCGAGAGGCCAGCUUCUCUGCUGAGAGAGGGCAACACGAUGCAAUCUUCAGAAAAGUGAGAGGCAUACUUAAUAAACUGACACCUGAGAAGUUUGACAAACUGUGCCUGGAGCUCCUCAAUGUGGGUGUGGAUUCUAAGCUUGUCUUGAAAGGAAUCAUCUUGUUGAUUGUUGACAAAGCCCUUGAAGAGCCCAAGUACAGUCAGUUAUAUGCUCAGCUAUGUCUACGCUUGGCAGAAGACGCGCCAAACUUUGAAGAUCCAGCAGCUGAAAAUUCCACAACAAAAAAGCAGAACACAACCUUCAGAAGGCUUCUCAUUUCCAAGCUUCAAGAUGAGUUUGAAAAUCGUGCCCGAAAUGUGGAGGUUUUUGACAAACAUGAUUGCCCUCUCACAUCUGAGGAGGAGGAACAGCGUGCUAUUGCCAAGAUUAAAAUGCUUGGCAACAUCAAAUUCAUUGGAGAACUCGGGAAACUCCAUCUUAUCCACGAAUCCAUCCUCCAUAAAUGCAUCAAAACACUUUUGGAAAAGAAGAAGAGAGUCCAACUUAAGGAUAUGGGAGAAGACCUGGAAUGCCUCUGUCAGAUAAUGAAGACAGUGGGACCCAAGCUCGAUCAUGAAAAAGCAAGGUCCCUGAUGAAUCAGUACUUUGACCGCAUGCAGGCCUUGACCAACAAUAAGGAACUGCCUGCAAGGAUUCGCUUCCUGCUGCAGAACACAGUGGAGCUGCGGGAGAACAACUGGGUGCCUCGUAAAGCCUAUUUUGACAACGGACCAAAGACGAUCAGUCAAGUUCGUCAGGAUGCCGUAAAGGACUUGGGUGUGUUCAUUCCGCCUCAGUCUGAUGUCUCGAGGUCUGAUUUUUUCAUGGAUAAUGCCUUCCUGGACCACUCUUUCCUACAAGGCAGGGUCAGAUUUGACAAAGAAGGGCUCGGGGGACUGGCUGAUAUGUUCGGACAAAUGCCUGGAAUCGGUAUUGGAACGGGUCCUGGAGUUAUUCAAGAUCACUACUCUCCAACUUUGGGCCGCCACCGCUCCAACCCGAUGUUUAACGGCCAUAUCGGGAUGAAUAACAGUUUACAUCAGUCCCAGUUUGAUACAGGAAACAAACCUUUUAUCAAGGCGAUGCAGGGUCAGAGUUCACCCGUUUUCAGCCAUAAACAGAAUGGCUCGGUUCAGAUGCAGUCUAAAGAUAUGGGCCCACGUUUUAGCAAGAAAGGGAAGCUCAAUGUUGAUGAGAUUAGUCUGAGGCCUGCACAGUCUUUCAUCUUGAACAAAAAAGUGCCAAAGCUGCAGCCACAGAUGACAAUGAUGCCACCAAGUGCCCAAGGUUCCUUAAUGGGACAGUCCCCACAGCUCGGUCUUAAAACAAACCCUCCGCCAAUUCAGGAAAAACCUGCUAAGUCCAACAAGAAGCUACCCCCGACUAAGGAAGAAAUGCAUAAAAUGACGGAGACUCUUGUUGCAGACUACAUGAACAGCAAGAACGUCAGCGAGGCCGUGACCGCUGUGAAGGAGAUGAAGGCUCCUAAACACUUUUUAGCAGAGAUGUUGAACAAAAUAGUGGUGUCUUCGCUUAGUCGUUCAGAUGACGAUAAGGAACUUGCGAGCACCUUGAUUCACGAGCUUUGCUCGGAGGGCCUUGUCACAAGUGAGAACCUAUUGCAGGCAGUUCUCGGCGUACUGGACCAGUGUCCCAAAAUCGAGGAAGAAGUCCCUCUGGUCAAGUCGUACCUGGCUCAGUUUGCGUCACGGGCCGCCGUGGCCGACUUGAUCAGCAUGACUGAUUUGGCCCACCAGCUGGAGAACGGCACCCAUUUCCCUCUUUUCCUGCUCUGUCUGCAACAAAUGGCGAAGCUCAAAGAUCGCGAGUGGCUCGCCGAUCUCUUCCAAAGGAGCAAGGUCAACAUGCAGAAGAUGCUACCUGAAAUGGAUCAGAACAAGGACCGGAUGCUGGAGAUUCUGGAGGGCAAAGGCCUAAGCUUUCUAUUUCCAUUGAUGAAGCUGGAGAAGGAGCUUCUGAAGCAAAUCAAAGUGGAUCCAUCUCCACAGUCCAUUUACAAGUGGAUUAAAGACAACAUCUCUCCCAAGCUCCACACUGACAAAGGCUUUGUCAACAUCCUCACCACCAGUUUCUUGCAGUACAUCGCCUACGAGAUAAACCCAGAUGACGACGAAGAGCAGCUGGCGUCGCCGAGCAAGGAGCAGCUGGAUGAGGAGAAACAGCUGCUGCUCUCUUUCAAACCAGUCAUGCAAAAGUUCCUGCAUGACCACAUGGAGCUGCAAGUCGCCGCGCUCUACGCGCUGCAGGUCCACUGUAACACUAAACAUUUUCCAAAAGGCAUGCUGCUGCGUUACUUUGCUUACUUUUACGACAUGGAAAUCAUUGAAGAAGAAGCCUUCCUGACAUGGAAAGAAGACGUCACUCAAGAGUAUCCAGGAAAAGGAAAAGCAUUGUUUCAUGUAAACCAGUGGCUCACCUGGCUUGAGACUGCUGAAGAUGAGGAGUCGGAGGAUGAAGAUUACUAA